UGGCAGGAAUAAUGGCACAGUCUCCCGAGUCACGUUCACCAUGGCAGAAUACAGCGUCGAUGAGCUGCAAGCUCCCGUCUGGAUGAACGAUCAGUUCUUUACGGAAAUUCUGCGGAAAUCUGAGAAUGAUCCAUCGCUUGGAAUUGUGGGUGGCUAUGAACUGCUGCCAGCCACCAAACCCGGAGAUCACUACGCCAGUAUUAUGUUCAGGACUUGCAUCAGGUAUCGGUUGAAUGGACAGUCGGGUGAGCAGGAAAUCAAUUUGAUCAUCAAGGCGCAACCGAUGGCCGAUGGGUUCAAGAAGGAGAUUUCCAAGGAUAAUGCUCUGUUUGCCAAGGAGAUCAAGAUGUACAGUGAGAUACUGCCUGCUAUGGUGAAAGUGCUGAAGGAAGCUGGAGAACAUCUGGAGGUUGCCAGGUUAAUCCACGCCUCGCUUGAACCGAAUGUCGUUGUAGUCUUGGAGAGCCUAACGCCGAAAGGUUGGAUUCCUGGCCGUGAGAGUGUCGUCAGCUUCGAGGAAGCUUUUCCCUCAAUACGAAACAUUGCUAACUUUCACGCUGCAUCACUAUAUGUGAAUCAACAGAUAAUGGACCUAUCCACAAAUAGCGUGAAGGAGAUACUAGCUGAAGGUGUGGUGCUCAAUCUCUUUACCAAAGGAUUUGAGGAAUUUUGUGUCGCCAUAGGAAAAUGGGAAGGCUAUGAAUCAUUCGUCAAAAAGCUAAAAACCCUCCUCAGCUCCAUGGACCAGCGGCUUCAAGAUGCCUACACUGUGAAUCCCGCGACCGUCGGUUACAAUGUACUCAAUCAUGCCGAUUUCAGUUGGAAAAAUGUGAUGCACAAACGGAGUCCCGAUGGUCGCAAAGUGGUCGAUUCGAUGCUGAUCGACUACCAGUGCUGCCACUGGGGAUCGCCAGCCGUCGACGUGUGGAGUUUGCUGGAUCUGAUCGUGGAUAAUCGUACCAAGACGGCUCAUCGGAGCAGAAUGCUCUACGAGUACCAUAAGCAGUUUGCGAAGGUUUUGGACAAAAUGGGAUUCAUGGGGAAGAUUCCCACACUCGUGGAUCUGCAGAUGGAACUGCUGAGGAAAGGGUUCCUAGAAGUUUUACACGUGACUGUGUUCGAAAAAUACAAGUUCGUUCAAAUGACGGACACAAUGUUUGACAGCUUUGACGAAGGAAAUCCGGAUGAUCCCUGCUAUCAUAAUGAAGAGUAUUGCGAUAUAAUCCGCGCUGAACUGCUUUCGCUGUUGCAUAGAGGAUUACUGGAUUAGGUUAGCCGGUGAAAUUACUAUGUAAACAAAUAUAAGAUGAAAUAAAAUGUACGAUGAAAGUUUUCUUGAAAACCAA
Messenger RNA from Aedes albopictus (Asian tiger mosquito), 1346 nucleotides. RefSeq lists its product as uncharacterized. NCBI's taxonomy places the organism in Eukaryota, Metazoa, Arthropoda, Insecta, Diptera, Culicidae. The transcript has 4 exons. The coding region runs from base 41 to 1270 and encodes 409 amino acids. The record is from RefSeq and is a predicted model, not a curated record.